Molecule: messenger RNA, 1677 nt
Organism: Didymosphaeria variabile
Lineage: Eukaryota; Fungi; Ascomycota; Dothideomycetes; Pleosporales; Didymosphaeriaceae
Exons: 1
Coding region: 1-1677 (558 amino acids)
Source: RefSeq, a predicted model, not a curated record
AUGUUCAAUAACAACCACCACAACUACCUCGUGCCUGUGAAGCCAGCAACGAGGGACGACCCGCGGAUUCCUCGUGCGCAGGACACGCAGCUCCCUCGUGGAGAAUGCAGCUUCGUUGUGCCCGCUGCGACGCUAGGCGGUGCGCGAGAGCGAUGCUCGUGCCGCAGCUUCUUCCCGGACUCGCUGGUACGCUCGCAAUGCGGCUGCGGCCAUCAGGCCUGGCAUCACGAACCGGAACCAAUCUCUACCGCCAUGGCAGAUCAACAUGAUCUUGUCGUGGCGGAACUGAGGCGCCUGAGGGAGGAAGUGAAGAAGCAUGAGCACCUGGAGCACAAGCUGAAGCAGGAACUCUUCAAAGAGCGCAUGGCUAGGGAGGAGCACUUCCGCACCUUCAAGGCUAUCGAGGCGCGCAUGUACGCCAACAUGCAACAUAUGAAAGUGCACAUGGACGACAAGGUCGAAGCAGUGGUGGACAAGACGCAGGAGUUCAAUGACCAGAUGAAGGCCAUGCAAGAGCGGUUGACCUUGGUUGACGAUGUCACUAUGGAACUCGAGAACAGGAUGGACCGCAUAGAAAUAGCCAGUGGGUCCUCAAGAGAGCCGACACCGGGAGCAGCGACACCGAAGCCUCUGCUUUCUCCGCCCAAAUCGGUGCCCCCUGUGCCUUCAUUGCCAUUGCUCAUGCACUCACAGCCCUUACUGGGUCAACUGCCUAUUCGCAACGACAAGAAGUAUCCAUUGUCGUGGAGCGCACGAGUCAUCUUCGUGCCGCGCAAAAGUCAAAAGUUCGCCUACGAUCCAGACAGCAACGGCUACAAGCGGUGUGCCACACGCAAGUUGCAGCAGACCAUGAACUUUCCCAGCCAGGACAGCUCGUGCUUUGCGAAUUGCAUCGAGACCACGUUCAAGGGUAUCCUCCGCGGUCGACCAUGGAUGCCCCUGACAGCCCAUCGUCCUGCCGACGAGCCGUUUGGGCGUAUGGCGCUUGCACUCCUUCCUUCAGACCUCACCCACCGCAGUGUAUGGGAUUACCCAUUCCUCGAGGAUCAUUGCAUCGCGCACGACAAGAUGCAAGGUGACAUUCUGUACAUUGCCCUACAAUUCGAAGACGUGACAUGGAACGAGAUUCGCUUCUUACCGGCCAUUCUUGGCGCAGAUGACUCUUGCUGGAAGCACGACGAAGAGUUGGACGGGAACGCAAAGUACAAGAGCCUGGAUUCCGAAAUAAUGUACGAUUACCAGGACCCUCCACCUACCUAUUCAUCUCGAACUCACUCGAUGGCGGAUAGGGCGCCCUCGAAACUGGAUGUCCUUGCCGAUUCCGCCUCGAUGCUGAGCCCCAUUGAGCGCCUACAGACGCGAUCGAGCCACUACUCCUCAGAGCGCAGUAGCCUGCGUAGCUUCUCGACAGAAGAGACGGCUAGUUACGAAGGCACCGAAGAUGACGAGCAUCGCGACAAGAAGCCCAAGCUCAGAUCGAAGCAGUCGAUGCCUGGCGUCAACAGUGCAGGCCAUGCGCCGUCGCCGCUUUACGUUUCCGGCCGCUCCAAGCGAAAGAUGCCCGUCCGCGAGAAGGGCCCCAAAGAACCAUUGCACUUUAGCGUGUCCAACGUCACGAAGUGGCGACCCAACCUCCUCCACACUUCGUCGAAGGGCAAGGAAGCGAUACAGGAAUAA